AUGAUCAUCCCGGACGAGAGGUUCGCGAGCUUAGAGGAGGGUAUCAGGUCGUCGCAGCCUAACAGGAGAAACCAGGACAAGCUCUUCGACAGAGUGCACGAGAAGUGUCUCGACGUUCGGAUCCAGGGACCCCUUCGAGGCGGUGAUUCGUCGGAAGGGACGACCGCGAGCGGCUCUCCGUUCGCGGCACCACCUCCGGCCGUGCCGCCGCGAAGGAGUCCUUCGUCCGAUCCGAAGCCACCGCCACGACCGCCGCCCAAGAGAAGCGCUGGCGUGGCCGCGCCGGCAGCUUCGGACGAGAACGGCGUCGACGACGAAGCCGAGCUACAGAGGAUCACGGAGCGCAUUGCUGGUCACGUCAAUCUGGCGAUAGCGGACGCACCGUGUCCGGAGUCCCUGCAGCCCCCCGAGCCCGUCCUCGGGAGGGUCGGAGCGGGCUCCACCGAUGGCGGCGCGGGUGCGAGCUCGUCGACGGCGGCAGCUGGACGGCCGGUGUCGUGGACGAGCCUGUGCUCGAGCCCCGAGCUACCCUUGCCUUCUCCUCCCCCGCUGCCUCCGGCGGUGCGAGACCUGUGCUCGCCGCCCGCGGAGGACGACGACGAGCCCCUGCCGCCGCCGCCGGACGACCUUGAGCACGUCGCGCAGCAGCAGCCGGGUUCGGUCGCCGUCCAGGACUGCGACCCCGCGGACCCCAGGGUGUACCCCAAAGACUCGUACAUGUGGUACCGGACCGAGAGGAAGCCAGGUCGCCAGGGCUUCCAGGGCAACUACCGACGCAGCUACCACGGAAGCGGAGGCGGUGGCGACUCGGGUCCCGACUCCUGUCCGGGCUCGGACCAGGGCUCCGAGUUCACUUCGGAGGAAGCCAGUUCUGAGUCAUCUUCUUCGUCCUGUCCCUCGUCGCCGCUCACUUUCCCGCCGCACUCGUGGCCCUCUCCGGGCUCUGCGGCUCCUCAACCCGCGACGACUACACCUAGUCAGGACUCCUCGUCGGCGAAGGCUCCUCAGUGCGAGCCCGCGGACUCUUUGAAUAACAACAGUAGCUCGACGAGCACCACUACCGUCACCACCACCAGCACAGGUACCGCCACUGCUGGCGGCAACAUCAACAACGUCAACAACAACAACACGCUGCCUCCAACGACCACGGGUGGCGAGCAAGUGGCGUGCAACGGGUGCCACGAACAUUGGACGUCGUCGUCAUCGACGAGCACGAUUACGGCGAGCGCCGGUUCGCCGCCGACGUGCCGCCGCACCAACUCGGCGACCCAGACGGGACCCGACGACGAGUGGUCGGUCCAGCUGCGGCGGCCCGCCCCGAAAAGCCAGGAGGAGCUGGAGUGCGAGCGCUUGUCGCAGGACUUCGCCUCCCGGUACGGGGACGCCGCGCUGCGCUCUCUACUCGUGCCCAGUCCAAACCAGAAGACGACGUCCGACUACCUGGAAGGCCUGUUCGACGGUGACGUCAGUCAGAAUGGCCAGCUUGAUUCCUCGCUCCCCAGGCGGCGCAGCUCGGUGGCUACUUCGCCGCAGCCUUCGCCGCAAACUACUUCAUCAUCACCAUAUCUUAUCUCCAACACAGGGAACAACGCGCUCAGGGACGAGAAUCUUCCCGCGAACAGUGCCUACUACACGACAUCCGAACCGAAGGCCAAGUUUCUGACCAGGUUCGGAUCUGACAUCGGCAAACAGGAGUGGACCUCCGACAGCGAGCUGUCCGCUAAGAAGGAGGAGCUGAUGGCGAGCAUAUCGCGCAAGCUGGACGUUCUCCGCUCGGCGCGGCUGAGCCUCCGCGAAGAGGCCUUGCAGAACGAGCAGCUGGGUCGCACCCUGGGCAGCCGCGUCGACCAACUGGCGCGGCCCGCCGAGCGCGACAAGUACCGUCUCCAUGUCGACGAGCUCGACAAGAUCGUCAGCCUCAUCCUGUCCCUGUCGGGCCGUCUGGCACGCGUUCACAACGCACUGGCUGGACUCGCCGGCGCCGACGAGCCCACCGCACAGGAGAGGAGAGCACUGGAGUCUAAGCGCGACAAGCUGAGCAGCCAGCACGAGGAGGCGCGCCGGCUCAAGGAGAGCAUCGACCGGCGCAGUCGGCAGGUGGCCCAGUUCCUGCGCAAGUACCUGACACCUCAAGAGUACGCCGACUACGACCACUUCGUGCGCAUGAAGUCCAAGCUGCUCGUGGACGCACGCGAGAUCGACGACAAAAUCCGGCUCGGCGAAGAACAGCUGGCUGCGCUCAGGGCAGGAACCGUGGCCACGGCGUCCUGGAAGUCCUUGGCUUCGUCCUAGGGCUAACACCCGACGAAAACGGUGCCCUCACGCUGGGCCGUGGCACCGCGAAUCUUUGAGACUGGAGUGGUUGCGAGGCACUAGAGACUGUCACAUCGUGGUAUACAAGUGAAGCUUUUGAAGAAUUCGAGGUGUCUGGGGCACUAAACCUGAUCAGCAUACUUUCUUAUAGAAUCUUGCAAGUCACUAGUCUUGAUGUCAUUGCCUUCUUGUGGGUCAAAUGCUCAUUAUUUGCAACACUUUAAUAUACUUUCAAGCACUAUAAGAGAAGUUAGAGUUAGAGCUUUGACCCACUGAGAGCAUUGCAGAAGUCCUGCUGCACAACCUGGCAGUAGCUCUACUCCUGAAAUCAAGUGGCUUGAGUGUUGUUAACAAGUAAUCUGUGUUGGUUGAAAGUAAUGCAUCAUUGUUCAUGUCUGUUGAUUGUAAUCCAUGUCCAGAAGUACCAGGAAAUAAAUAUUAAUGAUUAGUGAAAUGAAGUAGGUCUUAAAUGGAGUUGAUUUCUGAUUUCAAAAGCAUCUGUCUCAGGUAGGCUCAGCAUUAUAAUGUCUCAUAAGGCAGGUCAGCGUGACCCUUGCAUGUUUUCUUUCAUUAAGGAAAGCUUUCUUCUGUAGAUUAUAGGUCGUCAGUGCUACUAAGCAACAAAGUUCUAUUGCACUUUACACAAAAGGAAGGACAGUAGAUGAAACUGUAAUGAGUAUUAAUGGCGUUCGGCGUCAGCUGGCCUUUAAAAGGGCUGCAAAUGUGGGGAAGCAUGUCUUCUGAAAUCAGUGCAAUGAUGUGCCUCAAGCCUCUUCAGUCUCUCUGAUUCGCGGCCGCCUCGUGUACAUAAGUCACCCCAGCGCCAACUGCUGCGUCAUUGCCUGUCCAAAGUGAACACCACGAUCCCCACAUCCCCACGACGGCAGCGAACGACCAGCCGCGCGAAGUCGCACCGCGGUCUUUGAUGGAAAGUCUCGUGCGUGCUUUCCUCAGUCGCCGAGAGGAUGUGGUGACUGCGUGACUCGGUUCGUGAGGUGCCUGAGUGCUGCAGUGACUCAUUUUUCUGACUGCCCUCCUAGUGCCAUAUCAAGUUUUUCACAUCCCCACGUCCCCACCCCUCUCCACAGUCGUCUCCCUGUUCCUCAAAGUGGUUCCUGGAGGUCCCGCAAUAAUUUUUGCUUCUGUUACUGGGUUCUUGUGCAUUUGACUCCAUGUUAUUUCUCGUUUUGUGAAUUUUAGCACUGUUUCGUGAACAACACCAUUUCGUGUGUUUUGCCCCACUUUUUUCUCAUCUGCCAUUUUUGUCAAAGAUAUCUGGCUUCUCGCUUUGCAUUUAUUUACUCACUGAACGGGUUACUAGAUGGCAUGAUCGACUGCUUGUUAAGAUUGAUAUUUCUGGAUGCGAAAGGGGGCCGGGGUUUUAGAGUAUGAUGGGCUAAAUAGGCCUCUUUUUUUUGUGUGCUAUUCAUUAUUAAGCUUCAAAGCGAGCCUGCAGAGUAUACGACGUGCUCUUACAUCGCACAAACUUGAACUAAACUGCUGUUUUCGGCUAGCCUAAUGACAAUGUUUUAAGUGAUCCAGUGACACCUCGGGGAAUCAAGACAGUGUCGAAAAUUCACGCAUUUGUUACAGCGAUAUGUUUGCUUACAACAAUGCCAAUUCCAUGUACUUAAUAUAAGCGUUUGGUGUUGCGCUGUCACCUGUAUUGUUUCCCAUGUAAGCACGCCUUUGUCUAUUCAAACUACUUUUGAACAAUCACAGGGCAGCUUCUGCUUCAAGAAAUGCAGCAUUUCAGCAUUCUCAACACAUUUUUCUUGUCUCCAUUGUGAAGAGGGGAAACAUGUAUUUUUUUUUUUCUUGCAUAUGGCACUUUUUUUUUUUGUCGUCAUUGUGUAUAUUUAUGCAGCUGCCAUUGCAUCGUUACACUACUUUUUUUUUCUUGGUUUUGGUUGGGGUUACCGCCUCUCCCCUCUUUACCCUUUUUUUAAACGCUUUUAAUUUAUUUUUCUCGCUAAUUUACAAAUGCAUAGGUCACUAUAUACAAAUAAUUAGGAGGGGAGGGUCGGUUGUCGUCUCUUGUGGCGGCAGGUACUGCGUUUCUAGUGUGAUAAAGAGUGAGACACUCUAGGUGGAGUCAUGUAAGCACUCUGUUCGAUCGUUCGCGAUGGUUGAGUGAGGAGGUGAAGUGUGAAUAGUGUUUGUCUCGAAUGGAGUUCUGCGCACAUGUGUGUGUUUGCUUGCGUGCGCAUGGAUAUAUAUUCUUUGUGCUUGAGUGCCGCCUCUGUUAUUGCCCUCUGCCAUGUCCACUUUCCUCGCCCGUUCCUGUUUUUUUUUUUUUUUUUUUUUCACCUGGAUCGUUUCCAGGACCAGAAAAUGAAUGAUGGUAGGCGUGACAGGUCCAACGCUGUUGUAGAGUGUUACAGCGCGCGCGUUUACCCCAUGGCUGUCCACUUAACAGUAUUUUUGUAGAACCCCUUUUAAAAAAAUAUCACUGAGAGGAGGAAUAAGUGUUACACCUUCCGAGGAACGCGCGAUGCUUCUUUGGCUGCGUCGUUGGACGGUUCGAGGAUCCCGUGUUUUUUUUGUACAAAGCGACUCAAGAACUACCGGCAGCUGUUGUUCGCCGCCCGCGUACUUUAAAACAAAAAUGUUGGAGGCGCCGCAGCUUACGUGGGUGGCGACGCGUUGCGGCAGUUGACCUGUGCUUACUUUGUUUCAACCAUUUUUUUUUCUUCUACCGUAACACCACAACGGUUGCAUGAAGGCGUGCGCGUGCGUGGUCCGCAGUCAGCGGAUCGCGUUGUACCCGCGGCGUGUCCUUCGAUUCUUAAACGUGUAUAUAUAUUGACAGAAAAGCCACAUGACAAAAUGGCCAAGUCUGUGAUUUCAAUAAAAAGCCACAUUGCUGUGCA
Molecule: messenger RNA, 5186 nt
Organism: Rhipicephalus sanguineus (brown dog tick)
Lineage: Eukaryota; Metazoa; Arthropoda; Arachnida; Ixodida; Ixodidae
Product: protein Shroom3
Exons: 7
Coding region: 1-2292 (763 amino acids)
Biological process (GO): actin filament organization
Cellular component (GO): apical plasma membrane; cortical actin cytoskeleton; adherens junction
Molecular function (GO): actin filament binding
Source: RefSeq, a predicted model, not a curated record